AUGUAUACUCCUCCAAGAAGCAUGUCAAGUAAUAGUUACUAUUAUCGAAAUUAUCCAUAUUAUUAUCCAUAUCGUAGCAACAUGUAUGGUUACUAUGAUGAAUACCAUAGUAUAUAUGAUGAAGCCAACAACAUUGUGGAAAGAAAUCCAUAUCCAUUUGAUGAUCCAUAUUUUGAUAGAAGAAUGGUGGAAUCUGGUUAUCCAUAUUAUGAUUCAAGAUAUGUUUUUCAUGGAAGAGUUGACCCUUACACUAGCUAUCAAUCUUACUUUGAGACUCCAUUGUUGUCUUACCCUCAACCAUUGCCAUCACCAACCAUACAUCCAUUUUAUACACCAGAUUGGUUGUGUACUAUUAUGAACACUUGGCUCCUAGUGGAUAUCUUGAAUUACGUUGUGAACGAAAACUCUAAUAUAAAGGAUUUUUCACUUCAAGCUGUGUAUGAUUCGUCGUCGCCCCGAACCAAGAUGACUAAUGUUGGUACAACUUAUGCAACAUCCGAGAAUACAGUUUCAACCCCUCCACCUACAAUCUCUAAUGAAAUGCCACCUCCUCACACUAAGAAGCGAAGGAAUCGUUCAGAGGUUUGGAAGCAUUUCAUUGUAUCGUCGGAAGAAGAACAAAAAGCUUCGUACAAAUACUGUGACACGAAAAUUAAGUAUAAUAAUGGAACUAGUUCCAUGCAUGCUCAUGUAUCGAGAUGCCUUGUUUACAAGAGGCAAAGGACAUUAUCUUCUACGACAAGUGUUGAAGAACAUGUUGGCUCUCCUUUAAUUGUCAAGUUUGACCAAGAAGCCAUUAGAAGAGCAAUGGUUAAGAUGUUCAUAAACAUGGAGAUUCCUUUUCGGAAGGUUGAACAUGAGUCUUUUCAUGAAUUUAUGAAUCUCGCAUCACCAAGAUUUCAGAUUUGUUCACGCGCAACACUAGUGCGUGAUGUCUCGAAACUAUGGGAUAGUGAAAGAAUGAUUUUGAAAAUUUCUCUCUCUCUGAAUUGUCGAAGAGUUUGUUUCACUACUGAUAUGUGGACUUCUUCUUGUCAAAAGUUGAGUUAUAUGUGUGUGACAGCCCAUUUCAUUGACAAUAAUUGGCACUUACAGAAGAAGAUUUUAACUUUUUGUCAAGUCACAAGUCAUACAGGGGAUGCUAUUUGUGCAACAAUUGAGAUGUGCUUGAACAGUUGGGGGUUAAACUGUGUGCUUAGUUUGACAGUUGAUAAUGCUUCAUCUAAUGAUGUUGGGGUUGAGCGUCUCAAGAGAAGGCUUUUGUCUAGGAAUAGUUUAGUUAUGAGUGGAAACCAUUUUCAUAUGCGGUGUUGUGCGCAUAUAUUGAAUUUAAUUGUGAAAGAAGGUUUGAAAGACAUUGAUGGCUCUAUUGGUAGAAUCCGUCAUGCUGUGUGGUAUGUUAGAUCUUCUCCUGCGAGACUUGCUAAAUUCAAGGCAUGUAUUGAUGAGGAAAGCAUGGAUUAUAAAGGUUUAGUUUGGCUAGAUGUUGAGACUCGUUGGAACUCAACAUACUUGAUGUUAGUAUCCGCAUCAAAACAUGAGAGGACCUUUGAAGAAUUAAGUUUUCGAGAUAAAAAGUAUGUGAAUGAGUUGACAAAGAAGGGGAAAGGUGUUCCGACAGAAGAAGAUUGGAAGCAUAUUAACUUAAUCAUUCCAUUCUUGAAGUUAUUUUAUAAUGCUACCUUACACAUAUCGGGGUCAUCUUAUUUGACAAGCAAUAUUUAUAUGUUUGAGAUCCUGGGUAUUGGAAAGAGCAUUGUGGAUAUGUGUGCGUCUGAAGAUGAGCAUCUAUGUUCAGUAGCUCAAAAAAUGAAGAAGAAAUAUGAUAAAUAUAGGGGAAAUCAUGAGAAGUUUAACAUGUUGUUGUUGAUUGCUCUAGUAUUCGACCCUAAGCGCAAGAUUAGAUUGGUCGAUUGGAUGGUAAGGCGAUAUUAUAAUAAGGAUGAUGCUGACGCCUUGAAAGCAAAUUUAGAGUCUAGCUUGAAAUCUAUUUAUGAGGAAUAUCGUGUUGGAUUUAUGUCUCCUCAAGAAGGGCGUGACAAUGCGGAUAAUGAGUUAACUACUUAUCUUGGAGAGAAGUUAGAGCAUAACAUGGAGAUAAAUGUUCUAGAGUGGUGGAAAGUGAACUCUGACCGAUAUCCCAUCCUUUCAAACAUUGCAAGAGACAUCCUGGCUAUACCUAUAAGCACAGUGGCUUCUGAAUUUGCAUUCAGUACAGGAGAAAGGGUGCUUGAUCCAUAUCGCAACUCAUUAACACCUACAACAGUCGAAUCGUUGAUAUGCACCCAAGAUUGGCUCAAAGGAACAUCUUCCUCCUUGAUUACAAAUGAAGAUUUUGAUAUUCUUGAGAGAUUUGAGCAAGAAUUACUUUAUACGGAAGAUGGUGCUAGCUGUUCAACCUCUUCAACUUCUGUUACACUCGAAGAUGAUUUAACGGUAAAGAAUUCUAAACAUUAA
Messenger RNA from Lathyrus oleraceus (garden pea), 2457 nucleotides. RefSeq names its product zinc finger BED domain-containing protein RICESLEEPER 2-like. Lineage: Eukaryota; Viridiplantae; Streptophyta; Magnoliopsida; Fabales; Fabaceae. The coding region runs from base 1 to 2457 and encodes 818 amino acids. Gene Ontology annotation, molecular function: DNA binding; protein dimerization activity. The record is from RefSeq and is a predicted model, not a curated record. The transcript has 7 exons.